Messenger RNA from Prunus dulcis (almond), 1387 nucleotides. Its product is annotated as RRP15-like protein. The record is from RefSeq and is a predicted model, not a curated record. The transcript has 8 exons. Gene Ontology annotation, biological process: maturation of LSU-rRNA; maturation of 5.8S rRNA. Bases 235 to 1194 code for a protein of 319 amino acids. NCBI's taxonomy places the organism in Eukaryota, Viridiplantae, Streptophyta, Magnoliopsida, Rosales, Rosaceae. Gene Ontology annotation, cellular component: preribosome, large subunit precursor.
AAAGAAAGGGGUUUUUUCGUAAAACCUCGCUAACCUAGCAAAGCUUUUACUCUUUGCAGCCCAACCGGCCAGGUAAAACCCUAGCACUAUCUCCAUCGUUUCCGGUUUUCAUUCCUUGUCCAAAAGUCUCUGAGGCUCUGCAAUUAAUUGUCACAAGCAAUCAAAUUUUGAACUCUCCCCCAUUAGCAGCAGCCAAAAGAUUAAACCUUGAUUCGGUUUGAAGCACAAAAAGCCAUGGCCGAAGAAACCCAUAUGGCAGAAGCAGCUAGAGAACCAAGGAAGAGGAAAAUUGGGAAGAAGAAGGGCUCCAAGGCUAAGAAGAAAGCAAAGAUGUUACAGUCAGCGGAAGGCAUUAGAGCCAUGAAGCCUAAGAAGAUUGACAAGAAAAUGCAGAAACUGUAUCGGAAACGAGCCCGAGACUACAAUUCAGAGGACGAGUCCGAACAAGACAACGCUACACCUUUGGGCAACAAUGAGGACGAGCUGAUUGGUGGGUCUUCUUCAGGAGAAGAAGCAGAGAAAGGUGACGACCACAGUGAAAGGAAUGUGGAUAAUGGGUUCUCAGAUGAUGAGGAGCACGGUGAGAUUCUGCCCGGAAUCAUGAGAUUUACGGAGGGUAGCAAUGCGUUUAGGUUGGCAUUCAGGAGUAUAAUAAAGAAGACUGUUCCUGAAGAUGUAUUGGGGCCGGUGUUGUCGGGGCAAAAGAAACUUGUUGCAGAGAAGCUUGCUGAAGAGGAGAAUGAGCGCAACGUCAAGGGUGAGGCUAAGAAGGAAAAACAAUUGGUAAUAGAAAAGGGGCAUGUGAAGCCUGCCAACUAUUUGGACUCGCAUGAAAAGUUUCUAAUUGGUGUUGCUACGAAAGGAGUGGUCAAGUUGUUCAAUGCUGUCAACAAGGCACAAAAUGCUCAGAAAGGACUGAAUCCUUCCAAGUUUAAAGAUGCAAAAGUGAUAAAAAAGCGGAGAAAAGAAGCCUUCUUUUCAGAGUUGGGCAAAACGUCCUCCCGAGGUGCUAGUGCUUCUGCAAAGUCUCAUACAUCUAAAGGCCCGGUGGAUGGUGAAGGGCCUGCCUGGGCUCCAUUACAAGAUAAUUACAUGCUCACAAAUUCCAAGUUGAAGGACUGGGAUAAGAUGCCGGACACAGUUGUGGGAGAUGACAUUGGAAGAGUAUCUGAAGAUAGUUCUGAUGAUGAUUAAUGCUGUGGAACUGCUCAAACAGCUACAUGCCUAUUGUUUGUUAGGCGGAAUUUUUGUCCACUUAAUAUGUUUUCCUUGUUGCUACUGCAUAGGAAUUUUGUUUUCCAUUUUUAUUAAUUGUUAUGAAUCACUGCUUCAAGAUGCGAUGGCCAAAGUAUGUACAUGAUCACUCUCUUCUCCUGUUUCAGUUUCU